AUGGUAGGGUGAACACGUCAAUGUAAGGGUGGGGUCAUCUAAUUUAGCACAAGGGUUAAAACAGCAGCAAAUGUGCGGUUUCACACUCACAUGCAGUCAUGCAAAAAUUAGAUAAGUGCACCCACUUCAUUGAAGUUCUUUGAUAAAUGAGCUCUUAUUCUGCACACAUGCAGGUAUUCAAAGCAGGCUGUAAAUGAUGUCCUGCCAGUGGGUGAGUGAGACGUCAUCUUCAUCUAUAUUCCUGAUCAAUAAACUGCACCAUUGUUUCUAAUCAUGAGUGAGGAUGGAGGACACUAGAUUAUCACUUCAGACGUCUAGUUACAUCACAAAAGUGUCUCAAACAAACCUGAUUUUAUUUAUUUCCUGCUCAAGCAGACUUAAAUGACAAAUCUAUGAAGUGUUGAUAAUAAUAACAAAAUGAGUUUUGUUAACUAAAAUUCAAAUCCCAAAGUUAUAUAAAACCAAAAAAGCUGUAAACACAGUAAAAUUUAAAAACAAAUCUGCAGCAGUAAGAGUCAUGUCCAUAAAAUGUCCAACUUUUUGCUUAAGCUUUGCCAACUACACUUGCAGUUAACACAGAUUAAAGUUAAUGUUGGAAAUGCAGUUCAGGCUAAAUAUUUGCAGUGAAGUCAUUUCUCUGUUUUGUCAGACAUUGUAAUAGGUUGUCUUAUCAAGCAGCAGCAACACCAUCAAGUUCACACCAGGUCUCAUUUUUAAAAGAAUAAGUAUCGUUUGAGUUUUCCAAAACCCAUUUUCAGCUUCUCCUGUCACAUGACCAAAUAACAUGUCAGCCAAUAAAUGACAGAAACUAAAGAAUACAAACCACUAUAAGAAAAAUGAGAAUUAGUAUUGAAAUAUUUAAAUCUUUUUCUUUGAUCUGCUGUUUUUCCUCUGAAAUUUGUGCAGGUUUCUGUGAUAAGUGUAGCAUUUCUUUGUUACAGAGUAUGUCAAAUUAACUCUAUAUUGCUACAAAUAGAAACAAAUUCAAAUUCAACAACAGUACAGCAAAACUGCAAUGAUUUGCAAACGAAUCACACAUUUUAAAGAAAAGUUAUUUCUAAACAUAAAAAAGAAUCAAGCUACUCUUCAGCAUAGCAAUUUUUUUAAAAACUUUUUUGCAUGAACUCUUUGCAUCCUUAAAACUGUUGGCUUAACAUGAUUUGAUCAGAACUAACACAAAGCUUUCUUUGUAGUGUCCCCCGUCAUAAAGAUACGUACAACAAUCCAUGCAAAUAUUUUUACCUGCUACUUUGUUUCAGGCAUAAUUGUAUCUAAUUUUAUCACUGAGGAGACUGCUAUAAAAGUCCAGGUAAAAAACGAGGGACAUGGACAUCGUGCAGUGCUGCAGGAAAGAACCAGGAUCAGGAAGACAGCAGAGUGUCUGGCCCCUGACUGCAAAAAUAGACUGUUGGAUAAGCAACUAAUCUUCUAAAGCAGGGGAGCUUUGUGUCCAGCAGUGAUCCGACCACAAAGAUGUCAGUCUGGGCUGCUUUUCUGCUGAUGUUUGGAGCCUCCAUGGUGACUGCAAAGGUUUAUCCCUUGGACAUGGCUGACAACUCUGUGGAUGACAUGUAUGAGGGCUGUGAAGACAAAAUGUCUGAAAAAGUGGAAAAAGAGUUCCUGGAGAACGAGAAAAACAAAAAUAAGAUAUUUCGUGCUGCUUGGAAUGAAGCAGAGAUGACAACAUCUUUGACAACAAUUUUGAGUAGAGCUGAGGUUGUGGCCAUUUAUGUUUACACAAAUGCUUUGACAAAAAUUUACAGUGACUUAAAUAAGGAAGUUAGAGAACUGGGAACUGAGUACAAGAAGAGAUUUAAUUAUCACUCCCUGCACUUUUUUCUUACAAGCGCUUUAAAAAAACUUGACAAAAAGAAAAAAGGAAAAUGUUACACUGCCUACAGGAGAACUACUGCCUCCUUCAGUCAGGAUGUUCUUAACAAGGAGAUGCGCUUUGGUUAUUUUGCUUCCUCCUCACAGUAUCCUUUAGAGUCCAGCCAAAGCAAAGAAUUGGAAAAAGAUUUUGGAAACAAAAGCUGUUUUGUCAUUGAAACGUGCUUUGGAGCUGAUAUCUCACCAUAUUCAAAGUUUGAAAAAGCAGAGGCAGAAAUCUUGAUUCCUCCUUACGAGGUGUUUAAAGUCACAAAUAUAGAGACAAGAGCAAAGAAGCAGGAGCUUCCAUGUGAGGUUGUUUAUACAUUGAAGAGCACCGAGAAACCUUUUUCAAAGUACAAUUGUGCACUAUUCUAAGUCCUCCAUGUCUCAUGGAUGAGAAUUUUGGACUAAAAAAAUGCAGAUCCUUUGAAUUUAUUUGAAAUACCAACAACCAAAAGCAACAGAAACAGGCAAAAGUGUCUCAAGAAAUCAGUGCGUACCUUGGAAAAAUAAAAAAAAAUUAAAAAAAAAA
Messenger RNA from Oryzias latipes (Japanese medaka), 2404 nucleotides. Its product is annotated as ecto-ADP-ribosyltransferase 5-like. The record is from RefSeq and is a predicted model, not a curated record. Gene Ontology annotation, molecular function: NAD+ poly-ADP-ribosyltransferase activity; NAD+-protein-arginine ADP-ribosyltransferase activity. Lineage: Eukaryota; Metazoa; Chordata; Actinopteri; Beloniformes; Adrianichthyidae.